AUGACAGAAAAUGAUGAACUGUUAGCGCGAAUCGGCCAGCUCGCAGGUCAAAUCAACCGGCAUAAAGCACAGCCUGCGCAACCUGCCCCGCCUUCACAUCAGUCCCACUAUGUGUCUCGUCACGCGCACUCACACCCCGGAUGGACACCAUAUUCUCGAGGCAGAGGCAGAGGCCGCCCUCUCGCCCCCCAUCGAAAUCGCACUCUAGUAUUGAAUAACAGUGGCCCUGGAUCAGUGCAAAGUAGUGCUUCUUCUCCUGGUCCUUCCAGCGACAACGAUGGUGAAGUGCGACAAGCCAACACCUCAAACGGGUGGGUUGCGAAGCGGGACCGCCACAUGCAGCUGAUCAAUUCGGCUGUUUACGAGAAAGAGAAGAUUGCCCGCGCCAAAGCCAUGGAGGAUACCCGCAAGAUGAAGAUGCAACGGCGUGCUGAGCGCGAACAGGCUAAGGUCCUGCAGUACGCACAAGCUGCUGGAGAGAAUGCGAUAGUCUCGACUAUUGCUCAGCCAACAGCCCCGCAUCAAAUUCUUGUGAACCAUGUCCCAUUCAGUGUCACCCACGGGGGUAGCAAAUUAGUUCGAUUAUCCAAUGACCCCAAUACCGCGAAUAGUACUCCUAAGCGAGUCAACGUGGCGGGCGUGACGUUUGUGCGAAGCAAGAAUGGCAAUCUCCACCGUCUUGGAGCUGUGGCCUCGAAAAAGUGGGUUACGUUGGAGCAAGAUAUAGGUCGAUUCAAUGCUAAAUCAAGAUCAAGGAACCCGACAACCGUCAAGAAAAAGAACGAGCUUUGCAAGAGAUUCACCACGACCGGCGCCUGCUACAAGGGUCCAUCAUGCCCGUUCGUCCACGAUCCGAACAAAGUUGCCAUCUGCAAGGACUUCCUUCAGACUGGUCAAUGCAGUGCUGGUAUGAGCUGUGAUCUUUCCCACGAGCCCUCACCCCAUCGCUCUCCUGCUUGUGUGCAUUUCCUUAGGGGUCGAUGCUCCAAUCCUGACUGCCGCUACGCGCACAUUCGGGUGAAUCCCGGCGCACCUGUCUGUCGUGAAUUUGCGACUCUUGGGUAUUGCGAAAAGGGAGCUAGCUGUGAAGAGCGUCAUGUUCAUGAAUGUCCCGACUAUGCCAACAAUGGUGUCUGCCACAAGAAGCGAUGUCGACUGCCUCAUGUUGACCGUGCAGGCCAGAUUCGCAAGGCUGCCGCGGCCGCGGCAAAGGCCGAGGCCUCGGCUGACAAUGAGGAUGAGUCUGACCAGUCUAGCGAGGAAGAGGAUUACGAUGCGAUCGACUCGGAUGAUGUUGAUUCGGACGAGUUCGAUGAUGUUUCCACUGAGCUUCUUGAAGGAGUUGAUAGUGGCGAGAUGGCUGAGCAGCAUGAUUUCAUCAAGUUUGAUCAGGCCAGUGACUCUGCUCCUAGCGACUAG
This is a messenger RNA of Penicillium oxalicum, 1419 nucleotides long. Its product is annotated as CCCH zinc finger protein. Gene Ontology annotation, molecular function: metal ion binding. The coding region runs from base 1 to 1419 and encodes 472 amino acids. The record is from RefSeq and is a predicted model, not a curated record. The transcript has 4 exons. NCBI's taxonomy places the organism in Eukaryota, Fungi, Ascomycota, Eurotiomycetes, Eurotiales, Aspergillaceae. Gene Ontology annotation, cellular component: nucleus.